Messenger RNA from Erigeron canadensis, 2387 nucleotides. Its product is annotated as kelch domain-containing protein 4. The transcript has 20 exons. The coding region runs from base 150 to 2114 and encodes 654 amino acids. Gene Ontology annotation, molecular function: protein binding. Lineage: Eukaryota; Viridiplantae; Streptophyta; Magnoliopsida; Asterales; Asteraceae. The record is from RefSeq and is a predicted model, not a curated record.
GUUAAACCUUACACAAACCCUCACACAUCAAAUUCAACACUCUUUCUGUUCAGCCUCGCCGUCGUGAGCCACCGUAGCAAGUGAAACCGUAUCCACCAGCAGCACCAGCCACUAUCACAUACCCAUAGAAACAACCCCCCAAAAGAGAAAUGGGAAAGAAAACAAAAAAGCCAGGAAAAGGAAAAGAAAAAACAGAGAGAAAAACAGCAAAAGCGGAUGAGAAAAAAGCUCGCAGAGAGUCUAAAAAAAUAUCCCCUGAAGAUGAUAUUGAUGCCAUUUUGUUAAAUAUACAAAAGGAAGAAGCCAAGAAAAAAGAUGUUCAUGUUGAAGAAAACGCUUCCCGACCGUCACCUCGGUCUAAUUGUUCGUUGAGUAUCAAUCCAUUGAAAGAGAGCGAGUUGAUAUUAUACGGGGGUGAAUUCUACAAUGGUACCAAGACAUUUGUUUAUGGUGAUCUUUAUCGGUAUGACAUUGAUAAGGGGGAUUGGAAGCUUGUUUCUAGUCCUAAUAGUCCGCCUCCUCGCAGUGCUCACCAAGCCGUUGCGUGGAAGAAUUACUUAUAUAUAUUUGGUGGUGAAUUUACCUCUCCUAAUCAAGAACGUUUCCAUCAUUACAAGGACUUUUGGAUGUUGGAUUUGAAAACAAAUCAGUGGGAACAAUUGAAUUAUAAGGGUUGUCCCAGUCCACGUUCUGGUCAUCGGAUGGUUUUGUAUAAGCACAAGCUGGUUGUUUUUGGUGGCUUCUAUGACACUCUCCGAGAAGUGAGGUAUUAUAAUGACUUGUAUAUCUUUGAUCUGGAUACUUUUAAGUGGCAAGAGAUAAAACCUACACCUGGAUGCUUGUGGCCGAGUGCUCGGAGCGGUUUUCAGUUAUUUGUUCACCAAGAUGAAAUUUAUUUAUAUGGUGGUUAUUCGAAAGUGGUAUCCUCUGAUCCAAAAAAUAGCUCAGAAAAAGGGAUUGUUCAUUCGGAUAUGUGGUUGCUUGAUCCCAAGACUUGGGUAUGGAAUAAGGUAAAGAAAGGUGGGAUGCCGCCAGGGGCCCGUGCUGGUUUUUCUAUGUGUGUCCAUAAAAAGCGGGCUGUGCUUUUUGGUGGAGUUGUGGAUAUGGAGGCUGAAGGCGAUGUGUUAAUGAGCUUGUUUUUGAAUGAGCUUUAUGGCUUCCAGUUGGACAUUAAUCGUUGGUAUCCAUUGGAGCUGAGAAAGGAGAAAUCAACAAAAGCUAAGAACAAAAAGAUAAAAGAUGAGGAGGCUAUUGAUCAAAUGGAAGUAGUUACAAAUGAUGAAGAUGACAAUAUGGAUUGUGACAUUGAAGAAAUCUCGUCUAAUAUGGAGAGAAACAUCCGGGUCAAUGGUUCUGAGGUGACUGGUAAAUCAAGUACGAAGAUUAAUGAAUCUACCUUGGAAGAGGUGGUGAAGCCUUGUGGUCGUAUAAAUGCCAGCAUGGUUGUGGGAAGAGAUACAUUAUAUAUCUAUGGGGGCAUGAUGGAAAUAAGAGAUCAAGAAAUUACACUUGAUGAUCUUUAUGCACUCAAUCUUAGCAAACUUGAUGAAUGGAAGUGCCUUUUACCGGCAUCUGAGUCUGAGUGGGUUGAAGCAUCGGAGGAUGACGAAGAAGAUGAAGAUGACGAUGACGAUGAUGAAGAUAGUGAAGAUGAAAAUGAGAACAGUGAUAGUAAUGAAACCGAUGAAGACGAAGAAGAUGAUGAUGUUGAGGCUCCAAAUGAUGGUGUGUUGGGAGAUGCUGUUGCAAUCAUAAAAGGUCAUAAGAAACUUCGAAGGAAGGAAAAAAGAGCCAGAAUUGAGCAGAUAAGAGCUAGUCUUGGUCUUUCCGACUCUCAGAGAACUCCAGUGCCCGGGGAAGCUUUGAAGGACUUUUAUAAACGGACAAACAGUUACUGGCAAAUGGCGGCAUAUGAACAUACAGCACACACUGGAAAGGAACUCCGUAAGGAUGGUUUUGAUCUUGCUGAAACUCGGUACAAGGAGCUUAAGCCUAUCCUUGACGAGCUUGCUAUCUUAGAGGCGGAACAGAAAGCUGAAGAGGCUGGAGGUCCUGAAACCAGUGCUUCAAGAAAGAAAGGUACCAAGAAAAACAAACACAUUGGUUCAAAGUAGUCUAUAAAGGAAAGGCUCCACAGCAUAUCCAGAUAAUGCCCACACAUGAAAGAUGGCUCUGUUGGUUCCAUCAUGAUCUAGCAAUGUCUAAGUUUUCCCGCUUUGUUUGUAUUCUAGCAUUUUGGUUUUGUUUCUGUUCAGUUGUUAAAAUGUAUUCUAUCUGUACAAGUUAAAAUAUCAACACAUUUAAAGCCCUCCCCAUGAAACCGAAAGACUGGAGAUUUUGUAUUGUCUGCUUGUAAGAAUAUUCAUAUUUUAUAGUUGCUGUGAAAA